AAGUCGGUCAUUUUUCAGAAGGCGAAGGAUUUGUUGUAUUGUUAAGACUGCAUCUUUCUGCUAGAUUAGAAAAUUUAGAUUAAUAGAUCAAAGAGUGAAGCAUAAACAGUAGAAAGGUGAAAAAUCGCGUGAAAAUGCAACAUGGCGGCGAUACGUCCGUCGUCUGCGACCAUAGCAUGUCUUUAUAUUACUUUUCUGGCUUUUGUUUUGCUGUGUAUCUACAGUUUCACCCCGUUUAAUGGACGCCUUAUUGCGGAGAAUGUUAGUUAUGGAGUGGGUUUCCUUCUUUUAUCAACGUUCAUUUUAGGUUCUGGCAUUACGGCAGGAGAUGUUGAAGACUCCCUGUUACGUGGCUUACUCUUAUGUCUAGGUUCGAUGUGGGCGGCAGUUGGUGUUUUCAAUGUCACCAGAGAUAUCUCGAGGCCGCCUACCAUCUGGUCCAAUGCAGCAAAUGAAGCUCUAUUUCCUGGAUAUGGGGCUUUCUUCUUCAUAUUCCUUAUUUUUGUCUUUGGAUCUAUCUUGCACCAAGCAACCUUUACUGCAGUUCUUUCUUUCGGUCUUUUUUUGUCCACCAUCUUCGAAAUAGCCUCUUUAUGGCGUCCUGUGCAUAUGAGUGCCGGAGCGUAUUAUGUCCUACUUUCUGCAUUAGUUGUGUAUAUGAUGUGCCAAAAGCUGGUUAAUAAAUUCAAAGGGGGUGAUUUCAAGACCACGCAGAAAAGAAAGUCAUCUGAUCCAGACGUCUCAAACGAUUACACUAUUGUAGGGUAUUCAAUGGAAGUAAUAGUUUUUGCAGUUUUUGCUAGUCACGUGACUGGAGCUACAACAGUUGCCAAUAAUGCUUUUAUGUGGGUCGGUUCGGCGGGAUUUUUUCAAGCUGUGUGCGGCAUUGUGGCUUUACGUAGGAAUGACCCUUACUGUGGUUGCUACUUUACCCUGUAUGGUACAUUCUGGUGUGCAGUAGCAUACAACCUAGCACUUAAUCAUUUUUCUGGCACAAAUGACUUACCACUACUACCUGUCUUUAUCUUCUUCCUUUUCACAUUUUUAUUGGCCAGUUUGAUUUCCAUAGCUCGAGAAAUGUUCCAUGCACUACAGAAUAUCUUACUAUGUAUCUUCUGCAUUGCCUUUUGUGUUGAUGGUGUCCAAGGCCAUUUCCUUGGUGGUAUGGGUUGGGUUUGCUUUUUGUUUUCUCUUUAUGGACUUGCAGCUCACAUGAGCCGAAUGAAACAAACCCCUUAUAAACUUCCUUUGGGUCGACGCCCAUUUGAUCGAGCUCAAGUACAACAGAGCCUUAAAAAACAUCUUAGUUGCUGUGCAAAACGUUUAUACAAACAGGACACCAAACAAAAUGGUGACGGCCUGUUCUCUACUGAAUUUUCCGACAUGGGGUAUUCCAAGUAUAUUGAGCUUGAUACCAUCGGCUUUGCCGUCAAUGCAGUUUCUGCCUUAUCUAUUUUGUGGAUUCCUGCCAAUUUCAAUCUCCUCUCCAUGCCAUGGACAACUGUGCUUGGCGGGGUGGCACAGUUCACCGUGGGUUGUAUAGGGUUUGCUCGUGGACUUACAUUCGAAAGCUGUUCAUUCAUUAUAUUUAGUACCAUGUGGAUAAUUCUUGGAACUGCUCGCAGUCUUGGGACAUUGGGUCAGGACAAUUCAGUGGCCAUGUGUGUGGGGAGCAUUUCAUAUAUGGUCAUUCUUCUACUUCUUAUAGGACUUUCUCUAGUUGUAAGCAAGACCUGGUUCCUGAUCACUUUCCUUUUCGAACUUAUCGCAUUGGCAUUUUUGCUAAAUAUCUUAGCAGUGCCUUCAUAUGAAGCAUAUGAAAUAAUCGUGGUGCUUCUAUUUACUGCUGUUUGUAUUUAUGGUUUCUUAGCUUCUGCUUUAAAGGUUGUUUGGGGGCGAGAUGUGCUCCCAAUGGGAAACCCAAUCAUAGAAGUCAGUUUCCUCCAUUCUCAGGGUCACAAAGCCUUCUGGGCAGAUGCCCAAAAACAAUCCGGAGUCAAAGCGAUUGCAGACAUCAUGAACCGAGGAGGGAUCGUCGGUAUUCCAACAGACACUGUUUAUGUAUUGGCGGCUGCAGUAAAAUUCCCUGAAUCAGUGGAAAGAGCAUACUUAACUAAGAAACUAGCUGAAGACAGACCAAUGUCUAUGUGGAUAUCCAAUGUAAACCAACUGGCCGCUGGACGAGAGCAAUUCGGUGAGAUGCUGUGGGCCUUCAUGAAUGCCGUAUGGCCGUCUACGAUAUCCUGUGUAGUAAACAAAGGACCAUGGUUAGACAGCUUGGGUGUUGGAUAUGCCGGCAAAUACAUUGGUAGACCUGACAGCAUCGCAGUACGCAUGCCCGAUAAUAUGGUGACGUCAUUCUUAAUCGAUCACACGGGUCCCGUAUCAACGUCGUCUGCUAAUCCUACUGGUGAAGCAGACACUACGCACCAUCUGCAGGUUAUUGCCAAGUUGGGCCUGAAAAAUUGCGAUGGAAUUUUAUGUGAUGGGCCCUCCUUUGCAAACUCUGCUUCAACUGUGGUCGACUGCCGAAAAAUUGACGAAGGUAAGAUCGGAUUUUUCCGUAUUGGACUCGAGCCGAAGUCUCGCGUUGAGGAAAUAUUUGAGCGAAUCCAAGCCCAGUUUAGGAAUAAGACAGCAUCACACCGGGAUUCAAUGCAAAGUACAAGUGAAACUUUGGACAGUGGUGUAUAUAUUCGUAGAUCAAAUCCUGGUUCGGUAAGCUUAGAACUGGAAGGACAUAUUAACGAUGCUUUUGAUGAUAGUGAUGAUGGUGAUCACAGUUCAAAGGAUCGGAAUGUAGAAAAUAUUGGAAACGAUGCACAAAAUAAUUUUGGUAAAUCAACAAAUAUUUUAGAAAAAUGGUCUGAGCCAAAACCUGAAUCAGAAAACACCAAAACUAACAACAACCCCCAAAUAAAAGGUUUAGUUGAUAACCUAGACCGUAUUUUAUCAGAUGCAGAAAAUCAGAAUCAAAAGCUCGAGGACGUAAACCUUCAAGGUUCCCAGAUGGCAAUAAACAUUCCUGAAACUGAGCCUUAUGGGAGCAAUGUAGACGAAGGAGAAGCCUCCACAGAACCAAUCUCGGACGAUGAUGAACCAUUAACGUCACUGAAAUCACGUAAACGCCGCCAGCUUCAAAGUCAAAUUAACACACACAUUCUGAACAGAGGACAGCAUUUAGGAUUAACUGAGAGGACGUUGAACCAAACAAAGAACAAAGAAACAGAUAGUUCGGCUGAAUUCAAAAACCCGCUCGACACCUUUCGAACGACCUUAGAAGUAAAUGUAAACCAAUAUAAAAAAUUUACCGUUGAUAAUACACCGAAUCAGAGACAGGCUGGAGAUGAACAGAGGGCAGUGACAAGCCAGCUGCCUUUUGAAGAAGAAUCGACAACUAGUAACAAGAAGAAAAUUGUACCCCUUUUUAAUUUUUCCUCCAAGAGUAAUAACCUGUCUGACUUGGAGCGCGGAAGCGAAAACACUAACCGGAAAGAUGAUUUGAUCAAUGCCACUGGAAAGACAGAUAAUACUUACUCACUUGCUUUUGUUAACAGUAGUGAUAAAGAGGUAUCAGACAGGUUAAAUACAUCGGCUCAUCCUGAACGUCCAGUAUUCUUUAAGCAAAGGACUGAGCUGUAGUUUCUUAUAAUUGCCUUCGAAAAUAAUGUGUAUCAAUUUAAUGCCAAUGACAGGUUUAUUUCGAUAUAUUUUGCUUGAUAGAAAAAUAAGAUAGAAAUAAAAGAACAAUUUACUACCUUAGCUGGCUCUUUACCUUUUGACCGGCAGAUUUAGAAAAUAAUGUUUUGUAACUAAACACUUUCAAACUUCGUAUACUGGUAGAAUGUGUCAU
Molecule: messenger RNA, 3853 nt
Organism: Octopus sinensis (East Asian common octopus)
Lineage: Eukaryota; Metazoa; Mollusca; Cephalopoda; Octopoda; Octopodidae
Exons: 7
Coding region: 142-3642 (1166 amino acids)
Biological process (GO): regulation of translational fidelity
Cellular component (GO): cytoplasm
Molecular function (GO): double-stranded RNA binding; nucleotidyltransferase activity; tRNA binding
Source: RefSeq, a predicted model, not a curated record